This is a messenger RNA of Glycine soja, 1122 nucleotides long. RefSeq lists its product as uncharacterized. NCBI's taxonomy places the organism in Eukaryota, Viridiplantae, Streptophyta, Magnoliopsida, Fabales, Fabaceae. Bases 1 to 1122 code for a protein of 373 amino acids. The record is from RefSeq and is a predicted model, not a curated record. The transcript has 2 exons.
AUGUUUAACCAAAAGAGCACAGAGUCUGCUAUAAAGAAUCUGGAGGUCCAAGUGGGACAACUCACAAAACAAUUGGCGGAUAGGCCAUCAAGCAGCUUUAGUGCUAACACUGAGAAAAAUCCAAAGGAAGAAUGUAAAGUUGUCAUGACAAGGAGCAGAAUGGCAACCCAUGUGGACGAAAGAAAAACUGAGAAGAGGAUGGAGGAACAUAAACAACAGAUGGCUGAUGAACUGGUGCUGGAACCGGUUAAUGAUUUAGUUGAACUUGAAGAAAUUGUUGAGGAAGCAAAAGAGAAGGUUGUUGAGAUUGAAAAGAAGAAGGGCAAAAGUGAGGCUAACUCAAAAAAGAAGAAAAAGGCUACUCCUAUUGAAUGCAAGGAGGUACCUUAUCCAUUGGUACCCUCCAAGAAAGAUAAAGAGCGACAUUUGGCAAGAUUUCUUGAUAUCUUCAAGAAACUAGAAAUUACUUUGCCAUUUGGAGAAGCACUUCAGCAAUUGCCCCUCUAUGCCAAAUUUUUUAAGGAUAUGCUAACAAAGAAGAAUCGAUACAUCCAUAGUGGCAGAAUUGUUAUGGAAGGUAACUGUAGUGUUGUGAUUCAACGCAUUCUUCCACCUAAGCACAAAGACCCUGGAGUUGUCACGAUACCGUAUUCUAUUGGUGAGAUUGUUGUAGGCAAAACUCUUAUAGACUUGGGAGCUAGUAUCAAUUUAAUGUCUCUUUCCAUGUGCUGGCGACUUGGAGAGAUAGAGAUAAUGCCUACAUGCAUGACCCUCCAGUUAGUUGACCGCUCUAUUACAAGGCCAUAUGGAGUCAUUGAAGAUGUUUUGGUGAAGGUUAAACACCUUAUAUUCCCAGCUGAUUUCGUUGUCAUAGAUAUAGAAGAGGAUGCUGACAUUCCUCUCAUUCUUGGUUGCCCAUUCAUGUCUAUUGCAAGCUGCAUGGAGGACAUGGGAAAGAAGAUACUGCAGAUGGGCAUAGAAGAUCAGAAGAUCAGCUUUGAUUUGUUCCAUGAGGACAAAGAUCCACCUCACCAAAAUGUCUAUCUGAAAGUGCAUGUGAUGGAGGAAAAGAGACCUGAGAAGAAGGUCCUUGAAGUAGGAACUCUCUUGGAUCCUGGAUAA